Molecule: messenger RNA, 823 nt
Organism: Solanum verrucosum
Lineage: Eukaryota; Viridiplantae; Streptophyta; Magnoliopsida; Solanales; Solanaceae
Product: 50S ribosomal protein L35, chloroplastic
Exons: 3
Coding region: 86-553 (155 amino acids)
Biological process (GO): translation
Cellular component (GO): ribosome; large ribosomal subunit
Molecular function (GO): structural constituent of ribosome
Source: RefSeq, a predicted model, not a curated record
AAAGGAUAGAAAAAGAGCCAUUUUCAAUCCUCACAUUAUCCAUAUAUCAAAAAAAAAAAAAAACUUCAAGAAAACAAAAGCUUCAAUGACUCUAACAAUGGCUUCUUCAUCUUCAACUUCACUAUUCUCCACAGUUCUAAACUUUUCCCCUCGAAAAUCAACAGGUUUUACUUGCCGCACCUCUGUUAACAUUCCAUCAAUUGCCAAGAAAACAUCACUCAGUCUCAGUUCUUCAAGGAACAUAUCAAGUUUUGCCCCAAUUGUCUUCGAGAAAGUUUCGAAUGCUGCAACACCCACUAAUGGAAAUUCAAAGACAUUGACUGUAGAGUGUCAUAAAGGGUAUAAAAUGAAGACCCACAAAGCUUCAGCAAAGAGGUUUAAGGUGUCUGGUAGUGGGAAGAUAAUGAGGAGGAGAGCUGGGAAGCAGCAUUUGCUUAGGAAGAAGAAUACCAAAAGGAAAAAUAGGCUCUCGAAAACGGUACAAGUUGACCGCAGCGAUUACAACAAUGUAAUCGGUGCAUUGCCUUACUUGAAGGUAAACCGAGCCAAGUAGGUCGAGCUGCAGUUAGAAACAUACUCUUCAUCAAGUUGCCAGAACCCGACGGGAUUCUCUCUUUUUGUGUAGAGGAUGAAGAAACACCAUUGCUUGAUACACUUCUCCAACUUUAAUCCAUCUGAAGUUCUUUGUACUAAUGAUUUUUCAUAUCAUUUAGACUUGUUAAGCACCAGUAAAUUCUGUUUCUUUUUUCCCUUGUAAGUUUUACUAUAAACUCUUCAACAUCAACUUAUAAUGAUCAAUUUGUAAGUUUUUUGUGCAAGUGAG